GGGAGCAUCGCCGUUUCGAAAGAGCCGCGACCUUCUCCCCGUCGCGCGCGCGUUCCUGCGAAGCGGUGUCAGGGGGCGAGAAGUUCGCGCGAGAGGGGCCUCUCUGCACGGACCCCUAUCGCGACACGACAUGGUACCGCCGCAACUCCGACCCCGUAGUUGACGCGGACGUCGCUCUCCCGUGCGCAACCCCCGACCUCACCCGGACCGUUUUCGCGGACCGUUCUCCGGGAAAGAGAGAGAAACUCUCGCAGAGUGCGUGACGCGCGGGCCGUCUUCGUAGGAUUCGCGAGCCCGUGAUAGUGUGACAGCACAGUGAUAGCAGUCAGGUGGUGUAGCAGUGUUCCGCGAGCGUCGGUCGGAUGAUCGGAUCGGCGGGGUCUCGAGCGUCCAACGAGGGGCGUUCGAUCGCGAUUGCUGCGAGAUCUCGGAGAGCUGGAGAACGCGAGGCGUCGGGUGUCCCGGGAUCCCGCGGAAGCUUCGUGAGGGAAUAACCGAGCGACUGUUCAGCAAUAAUAAUAAAUACUCCACACUGCCCUGCACACCUGAGAAGUUCCGGAGGAAAGCUAAAUUCUCGUCCCCGUAGAGGACAGCGACGAGUGAUUGCGAGAGAGAUAUCGUCGAUCGUGAAGUGCGUUCAGUGCGAAAAGUCGUUCCGUCGCAGCCGUAUUCCGUCCCACGGUGCUCCGCUUCGCCGAGCGGAAAUUCCGCGCGAAGCUGCAGUCGUUAUUAAAGAGCACCGUUUCUCGUUCUCGCAUUUAAGAACCGUCACUACCAUACUCGACUGCCGUGCCUCCUUCCUCUCCUCCCCCCUUCCCUCUCGCUGGAGAACGGCCAGGGCAAGGUGCGAUAGGAGCAACACCGGUCCGAUCUACGCGGAUCCAACGGAUCAUCGGGGAGGGUCAGCCGAUGGAGGGUGCUAAAGUUAAAAGCCGCUCGUAAAGCGUGUCAUCUCUCGCGGGUGCCGCUAUGCUGUCGCGGUACGAACCGGGGCUCGUUUACCUGGAGCGCGACAGCGCAACGUUGAUGCAUUAUUGAAAAGCUGCGGAAAAAUCCGCGGAAAAUUCCCCCUGUGGAUCGAGAGGGAGAUCGAGAGUGCUCCACCAUAGACGUCGCGAGCGACAGCUGUAGAGGAGAGCUACAAAAGAAGGAGAGAAAGAGAGAGAGAGAGAGAGAAACUAAGCGAGAUCCCGUCGGAUUCUCUUCAUUUGUGAUCGGUGAAGCGCGCACCUUCACAGUCCGAAUCGCGGCUCGUCGCUCGCGCGAGAAAGAGAGAGAGAGAGAGAGGGAAAAAUCAGCCGAGUUCGGAAAUAUGCGGCGGGGUCGCGCGGGCGGGGAAAAUACACGGUGGAAUGAUCGAUGGAACGUCCGGUGCGUCGUGUAGAUUGCAUUAAUAACGAGUCGCGCCUAAUGCAUAUCGCGAGCGAUCCUACGGUCGCCGAUGUAGCGCGAGACCGGGCAUAGCACAGACGGAGCUUAGCGAGGCUUAGCGAGGCGCGAACGAGACGGGCUCCCCCCUCCCCCCGCGCAUCAAUCAAUAUGGAUCGCCCGGCAGUGUAAUUUCGGUCGGAAGAGUGAGUGAUAAGAGUGAUGCGGCGAUCGCUUGAGUGCUACGGUGAUAAGACCGACGCCCCGCGCCGAUAACGCGGGUGAAAGUUCAACGCGAGAUUAGCAGAGACCGUUGGCGCGCCGCGAUAUCGGACGCGCCGGGGGAAAAGAAAACAAGCCGGGCCGCGCGACAGUAGAUAGUCACUCGGCGUAACGAUUGAGCAACGUCGACGGACCGUUGACCCGUCGAAUCGGAGCGACUCGCCGGAUUGUAUAAUCCCUCCAAAAGCCCGGCGUCUCGGCUCGGCCGAUUCUCAGGGCGGCGCGUUUCCGCGUCGGUGGGCUCGUCGUAAUCCGUGAAUCGAGGCGAGAUCUGGCGUCCCCGUGGAAAUCGGUCCGCGAUUACGACGACCGAGUUGCUCGAGCAGUGACCGCGGCUCGAUUUAACGCGUUCUCGACGAGGGAGGACUAAUUAAGCGUGACGCUUCCUGGUCCGCGCGACGAAGUAUAAUAAGACAGGAUACGGCGCAUUCUCACGCACACAUACGCAUACACGUACACACGCGUAUAGUUGGUGCCGAGUGGCUGUGCAUGGAUCCACGGUGGCUCCGGGUGAUUCCGUCGGCACCGGUCGAGAGUACGUGGAAUGUCACGAUCGCGUCGACAGACGCGGAAUGUGCUAGUGCAUCCUCCCUCCUUCGGCAACUAGCGUCUCCUAAAAACGAUUGAGAUGCGCCCGAGAUAGUAUAUGUCAGUAUGUGAAUGAGCCACGCCGGGGAAAAGCGAUGUCUACUUCUCUUCCCACACUCGUCUGUUUUAUCAUUUGUUUUGGUGGUAUAGCGUCAUGCUUACGAAACUUUCGGACCGAUUUUCUGGAGGAAUGGCCGACGCCGGGCACCGGGCCCCACUUCGACACCUCCAUGCAAUCGAACUUCACCGGGUUGGUGGGGAAGACGGUGCAUCUCGUGUGCAAGGUGAAGAACUUGGGGAAUCGAACGGUUUCCUGGGUCAGGCAUCGGGACAUACAUCUGCUAACGGUUGGUCGUUACACCUACACCAGCGAUCAACGUUUCGAGGCACUACACUAUCCUCAUACGGAGGACUGGACCUUGAGGAUACGAUAUCCUCAGCGGAAGGACUCCGGGAUUUAUGAGUGCCAAAUAUCAACGACCCCGCCCAUCGGUCACCCCGUGUACCUAACCAUAGUCGAACCGGUAACCGUUAUAGUCGGAGGACCGGACCUCUUCGUCAAUAAGGGCAGCACCAUCAACCUGACGUGCAUCGUAAGAUUCGCUCCCGAACCACCCCCGAUGAUGGUUUGGAGUCAUAACAGUGAUGUUAUCAAUUUCGACUCGCCGCGCGGCGGCAUCAGUCUCGUCACGGAGAAAGGCCCCGAAACAACGAGUCGCUUGAUGAUCCAGAAAGCCGUGCCGAGCGAUUCCGGUCGGUACACGUGCGAGCCGAGCAACGCGAAUCCCAGUACAAUAAAGGUGCACGUUGUUAACGAGGAACAUCCAGCCGCGAUGCACCACGGGAACUCAAGAUCGUCGUACACCAAGGCAUGGCCGAUUUGUUUUAUAAUUUUAGUAAUAGCUAAUAUAAUGUUUAUGUAAGUACGAGAAGUACGGAAAAAAAAAGAGGAAACACUUUACCCCAACACGCAUGAUGAAACGGGAGGAGCGCGAUCACCGAGAGAGAGAAUCGCGAAUUGCCUACGUCUAAACGUCGUUAACGUUUCUUGGGUAAAUAUUUGUGCAGGGUAAAAACCAGAACAUUUACCGUUUACAUUAAAAGAAGCGUGUGGACGAAACGAAAAAAAAAAAAGAGAAAAAAGAAAAAAUAACGCGAGUGACGAAAGAGAAACGAAGAAACUUCCGUGACCAAAAGAGUUUUCAAAUAUCAGCACGGCACAAUAAUCGGUAAGAGCGUAGUAUUUUGUUAACAUAUAUCAUCAAGAACGAAUAACUUACGACGUCAAAAUUUAUUGUAUUAUUUGUAAAUAAAUUUAUUGUAUGUACAUAUCAAUAAUAAAACGAUUGUCUUU
Dinoponera quadriceps is the source of this 3592-nucleotide messenger RNA. It is a transcript of the gene dpr8, whose product is annotated as hemicentin-1. The record is from RefSeq and is a predicted model, not a curated record. Gene Ontology annotation, biological process: synapse organization. Gene Ontology annotation, cellular component: neuron projection membrane. Lineage: Eukaryota; Metazoa; Arthropoda; Insecta; Hymenoptera; Formicidae. The transcript has 6 exons. The coding region runs from base 2334 to 3161 and encodes 275 amino acids.